AACUUAUACGUAAUUACCAGUUUUUUUAUUCAGUACUCUCUCAAUUUAUUUAUAUCUGCUUGAAUAGUUUCUAGGGUCCUUCGUUUACGUUUUAGUCAGUACUUAAAUCAGUUUAUGCCCUUUCUGUUUUUAGCAUGAGUGAGAAGUGUGUGACAUGCCGUAGGAUCGUUAGUUCUGUGGUAUGGUGUGAUAGGUGCUGUGGUUUCUUUCAUUGGGGCGAAUGUAGUGGCGUGGGAAAUGGGGACAUAGAUGAGGCUCACCAGUGGUAUUGUAGGAUCUGCAGUAGAGAUAGGAAAAUAUUGGAACAGGAAGGGAAAAUUGCAGCUCUUCAAGCUGACCUAGACAAGGCAAGGGAGGAUCUGGACAGGUUAAAGAGGGAGAAAGGUGAACAGAGGUGGGAAGUGGCAACAGGUAAUAGGGGGAACAGGCAAAGGAGAGCAUCAGACAGCUUUGUCAUAAAUCUUGAAAAUAGAUUUGACCUGUUGCCUCAGUCAGAAUUGGAUGAGCCUCAUGUAGCUGAAGCUGUAGAAAGGGCACAACAAGCUUUCAAGGACUUGAAAAAGGUAGGGAAAUUUGUAAAGAGAAAGAAAGUUCUGUUGUUAGGUAGUUCCCAUGGUAGAUGUGUUGGCCAACUACUGCAGGAAAAUGUAGGUCCAGAGUACCAGGUCAGAAACUUUUUCAAGCCUAGUGCAGAUCUGGGUCAGGUAACAGAGGAUGUAGGUUCUCUAUGCAAGGAUUUCACAAAGGAGGAUGUCGUGGUUAUAGUGGGUGGUCCUGGAAAUAGCAUUGACAGAGACUCUGAAUAUUCCAUAGAGAGUGACCUGGUGAAGAUAGCAUCAGCAACGAAGCAUACGAGUGUUGGAUUUGUGUCGUCUUGAGACACCAUGAUCGGCCUCAUUUGAACUCUUCUGUAGGGAGAGUGAACUUGGAGUUGGAGUGGCUGCUUAGGACGGAUAUAGGAUCCCAUAUUGGUUUGAUUCCUGUGGAUGCUAUUGAUAGGUGGGACUACACUAGGCAUGGCCUUCACCUCAAUAGGAAAGGGAAAACUGUCCGGGUUGAUUGCAGAAAACUUAAGGGGGGACACUGUCACAAGUAGUAAAAUACCAGUGCUCACGGGUGUCAGAGGGAUGCCUUUUUUACGAUAGGGAAGGGAGAAAGAAAACUAGUUUUAAGAGAGAUUGGCAGACACACUCAGUUUGAGAAAACAGAUGAACAGGAGUCAGAUUUUAGCAUACAGCCUCCAUUUAAACAAUGUUUAACAGAAAGUAAUCAGAAACUGCCAGAAGGCUAUUUACACCUACAUUGAAAAUGUACUUAAUUCAUUAAAUAACAAGUUACAAGCAUCAGGUAUUUUCUGUGAUUUGUCAAAGGCAUACGAUUGUGUGAACCACAACAUCCUUUUAAAUAAAUUAGAAUUCUGUGGUGUCACGGGCAGUGCCGCAAAAUGGUUCAAGUCAUACCUCGCUAACAGGAAACAAAGGGUGUCAGUGCAAGGUGCUAGUGAAUUAAGUCAUCAGUCAUCAUCAGAAUGGGAAGAAAUUACAUGUGGUGUCCCUCAAGGAUCCAUCUUAGGGCCAUUGCUUUUUCUUGUGUACAUUAAUGAUCUCUCAUCAGUUACACUGCCAGAAGCAGAGUUCGUUUUGUUUGCAGAUGACACAAGUAUUGCAAUAAAUAGUAUGUUGAGUGUAGUUCUAGAAAGAUCUGCUAAUGAUAUUUUCAUGGAUAUUAAUAAAUAGUUUAAAGCCAACUCACUGACAUUAAACUUCGAAAGGACUCACUAUAUGCAAUUCAGAACAUGUAAGAGUUUUCCACCCAGCAUAUGCAUAAAGUAUGAAGAAGAGCAGAUAGAAGAGGUUGACAGCCUUAAAUUCCUUGGAUUACAACUUGAUAAUAAAUUCAGUUGGGAGGAGCACACCACAGAACUGCAGAAACGCAUUAACAAAUCUAUAUUUGCAAUUCGAGUGUUAGCAGACAUAGGCGACAUAAAAAUGAGAAAGCUUGCAUGCUCUCCCUACUUUCAUUCCAUAAUGUCAUAUGGUAUAAUAUUUUGGGGUAACUCUUCAAGUAAAACAAAAUUUUCAGAGUCCAAAAGCGUGUAAUACAUAUUAUUUGUGGAGUAAAUUCACGGACGUCCUGUAGAAAUCUCUUCAAAGAACUGGGUAUACUAACUACUGC
Molecule: messenger RNA, 2175 nt
Organism: Schistocerca serialis cubense
Lineage: Eukaryota; Metazoa; Arthropoda; Insecta; Orthoptera; Acrididae
Exons: 2
Coding region: 135-878 (247 amino acids)
Source: RefSeq, a predicted model, not a curated record